Molecule: messenger RNA, 3490 nt
Organism: Saccostrea cuccullata (small rock oyster)
Lineage: Eukaryota; Metazoa; Mollusca; Bivalvia; Ostreida; Ostreidae
Product: E3 ubiquitin-protein ligase RNF14-like
Exons: 14
Coding region: 153-1868 (571 amino acids)
Biological process (GO): ubiquitin-dependent protein catabolic process; protein polyubiquitination; positive regulation of proteasomal ubiquitin-dependent protein catabolic process
Cellular component (GO): cytoplasm; ubiquitin ligase complex
Molecular function (GO): ubiquitin conjugating enzyme binding; zinc ion binding; ubiquitin protein ligase activity
Source: RefSeq, a predicted model, not a curated record
CAACAACAAACAAACAUUAAAAGUGAAACAAGAAUCACCAUCGAUAAUGUAACUGUGAUGUGUGUGUUGUGCAAUCUUUUAUGAAUUAAGUUAAGUUGCAACAGGUGAUGUACAGUACUUGUACAUGAUGACAUAAUCGGAACACUUCUAAAAUGGCCACAGGAGGUGUUGAGCACGGUUGUCAACAGUGGGCGUUGCAUCACAAGAACAACUACUUGGAACAGAGCGAUGAGAUGCUAGCUUUGGAAUCAAUAUAUGGACCUGGUGAGGGAGUGGUAGGAUUAAAUGUUCUUUGUCGUCCAGAAACAGAUGUGGAUGAUAACCCAACAGAUGGAGUCUAUUCUAUACAGGUAGCCAUUCCUGUUGAUAACUCUGGUAGAACAGUGACAGUGGACAUAUGUAUGCCAUCUAAAGAGCUGGAGAAAGAUGUUGACCCCGCUGUCUUCAGAAGAUCUGACUCUGGAAUGAGGAUUAUUGCUUCUUUAAAUGUCAAGUAUUUAUACCCAAUCAGCUUAACUUUUGUGCUCCCCCAUGAAUACCCUAGUAGUGCCCCUCCAAAGUUUACCAUGUCUUGUCCUUGGUUGAUCUCACCCCAGAUGACCUCAUUGUGUGAAAUGAUGGACAGGUUGUGGGAGGAGUCAAUGUCCAUGCCAAUUCUGUUUACAUGGAUCACCUGGCUACAAGAGAAUGUCACAGAACACCUAGGUCUGAGAGAUAAAGUAUUGCUGCAAGAUGAUUUUGAGGAUGGGGACACCCGAGUUAUAUCUGACUAUAUGCAAAUAGAGGAAGCUGUCACAAGUAUCAUGAGGUAUGACCAGCAUCGAGAUGAGGAGGAAUUUCAACAGAAUGAACAGGAGUGUGGGAUAUGUUUUGAUCAGCAGACAGGGACCAGUUUUCUGAGGUUAAAGCCCUGUAAACAUCAUUUCUGUCAGACCUGUGUGAAUGAGCAUUGCAGAACACACAUUAAGGAUGGCAACGUCUUAAAUCUUCUGUGUCCAGAAACUGACUGUAAAUCAGAAAUCCCCCCAUUUGUAGUGUUGUCUAACCUUACUGAUGAGGAGCGUGAAAGAUAUGAAACACUCUCGUUAAGGAAAGGACUGGAUUGUAUGGGGGACAUUGUUUGGUGUCCCCGUUGUCACAACCCUGUCAUUCAGGAAAAGGAGGCUGAGCUUAAAUUGGGUCACUGUGUGGCGUGUGUUUACAGCUUCUGUACCGAGUGCCAGGAACCAUGGCACCAGGGAAAAUGUUAUGCAGAACUGGAAGAAAAUGAGAAGGAAUUGCCUAUGACCGAAAUUGAAAAGAAAAUUAAAGAUGAAAAACUAAGGAGAAUGGCCCGUAAACGUGAAGAAAAGCUCAGCCGUGACAUCAUAGCCAAAACUUCAAGACCAUGCCCAAACUGUAAACUGGACAUCUCAAAAAUGUCUGGAUGUAACAAGGUUACUUGCGUUUAUUGUAAUCACAGUAUGUGCUGGGCCUGUGGUAAAGAUAUUACAAGGGAGUCGUAUGAACAUUUUGGUGAAUGUGCUUUGACCACGAUUCCACAAACGUUUGAGGAAAACAACUUUUACAAUGAUGGUGGAGCAGUAGACAUACCUGUUAUGUUUAGACCUGUACAUCUACGAGAGAGAGUUCAAAAUCCGAUUUUUGCGAAGAUUGAAAUGACCCUGGCAGUAGAUCCAUCACAGAGAGAUAACUUACUGAGAUGUCCAUUCUGCAAGCAAAAAAAUCUCCGAAACAAUAACGAUAACAUCAUACGCUGCUGGAACUGCUCACGAAGUACUUGUUUUCAGUGCAAAAAGGCCAUCUCUGAAAACCCGAUCACUAAACAUUUCUCUCCUCCAAGUCUCUGCAAACAACAUUCGUCCUGACAGACAGCAUGUUAUAGCGGUGUAUACAUGAAGGACAUUUGAAAUAUUCUUCUGAGAACUGUUGGAUAAAAUAUUUAAAACUGCUAAAUGGAAGUGAAUGAGGCUGAUAUAAUUUGUAAGUGCCAGAAAUUUGGCACUAAUUUUAACAGAAAUCUAUUAUUUUAUGAUGUUACAACUCCAAAUAUGACAUCAGAAUUCUGAAUGUUUAGUACAAUAUUACCUGUCAGAUGUUGUUAAUCUGAAAUACUGAAUAUUGUAUUUUUUGUUCAGAUGAGAACACCAGAAAAGGGCCAGACUGUCAAAAGAUUUUUUUUUUUUUUUUUAAAAAUAACAUAUUUCAUUUUAUAGCUAUAAGGAGGGUUUAGGACUGGAAACUUUAUCAUAAACAUUCAUGUUAUUUAAGUGUUACUCAACUCUCUUGCACAGAGUAAGCUGUCUUUAAUACAUGAAAUUCUUUGAAACAUUGAUUGGUGUCAAAUGCUGUAUUGCCAGACACACGGUUAAUACUUUGGAGAAUGUUCAAGUAUCCAAUAGCCCUAUUGCAAGGAUGAUGAACAAAGGGUUCCACACUACCAAUUUUUUUAAGGUGCUGGAUCUGACCUACUUUUUUCAGAUGAAUGACUGGGAUAGCUUUGCUAGCAAUGUUGCUUUUCUUCCUUUGUUUUUAGCACAGAUCAACAGAGCUACAGUCUCAUCACAGACAUGGUUUAAUUUAUUCAGCCCACUAAAUUAACACAAAAAUUAAUUCCCUAACUUCAGUUCACAGGAACAACACAUGUCAAAGCUUGCGAUGAUGUAGAACUGUUUGUGUAAAUUAAUGUUCUAGAGUAUAUACUGUAGAUUAAAUCGAGAAUUUGCCCAAGAAUACGAAAAUAACAAAAGAAAAAACGAACAAAUAAGUGAGUGGGAUUAUCUAACUUUGUUUUCACUGGAAAUUAUUCAUUUAAUAUUAACAUUUUUAAACAGCUUUAAUGUUUUAACAUGUUCUUAUUGGGGUUUUCAUCCUUGUGACUGCAGUGUUGAUUUUUUUUAAUGUAUAUUGUUCUUUAUUUAUGACCGUUAUAUUUAUACUGACUGUUAGGUUAAGAAAUCCCUCCAGAAUUUUUUAUCAUAUACUAUCUAUUUUUACAUCCAUUCUUUACUCUUAUUUUCAAUUAUUUUGUUUUCUUUUAUAUUUGUCACGCAACAAAGGUAAAUGUGUAUUUUAUAGUUGAAAGUAAAUAUGUGGAAACGGACUAACAUAAGCUUUGGUAUCCAUAGUUUCACCUAACUGCAUGAAAAAUGGAGAUAACAAAUAGUAAUCGAGCUCAACACAUCGGGAGCAGAGUAACAUGGACCUCCAAAGGCACCAGAGGGGAUCAGGUGCCAUGGAGGAGUGAGCAUCCCCUACAAACCAGUCACACCUGCCAUGUACUCCUUGUCGUGAUCGAGGGAAAAUCCGUUUCAGGGUGCAAAUAAUAGCCUAACAAUUAUUAUGAAGUUGAACAAGAUGAAAGUUUGUGAAAUAAUCGUGUUUCCGAGUGGCAGCUGUUGCCAAAGAUUAAAGUUUUUCAAAUGCAGGUCAAGCUACGAGGUCUAGAGAUGCAAAAUGUUAUCUUAAAAAAAGGACUUGUGAAAUAUGA